UCUCUCUCCCCCAUAGAGCGCAGCAUGAGCGCUCCGCAGCAAAAGGAUGUGUGAGCAGGCAGCGCGCUACUGUAGGGACGGAGUCCACAAACUGCUCAACAAAGAACAAGCCAAACUUCGAGCCCAGGAAAGCCGCGACCAGCCGAAACCCGUAGCCGGUCAGGACAGCGAGUCCGCGACGGCAGCGCAGUCCGGAAACAGCGGCGCCCAGCCCGGUGGAAUCGACGGGCUCGUCCGCUGGAUCGUCACCAAAAUGAGCGACAACAAGAACAUCUCCAGCCGGGAGUACGCCUCCAGCAAGGAGGAGGUGGCCGUGGCUCAGGAGCAGUUCUUCGCCCCGGAACCGCGCAGAGGCAUCUCCGUUAUUCUGGAUAUAUUCAGAAGAGCCGACAAAGACGAUGACGGGAAGCUGUCUCUGGACGAGUUCCAGGCCUUCUUCUCCGACGGCACGCUGAACGAGGAGGAGCUGGAGAAGCUGUUUCACACCAUCGACUCUGAUAACACCAGUAAUGUUGACACUAAGGAACUGUGCGAUUACUUCGCCAAGCACAUGGGGGACUACGAGGGAGUUCUGGCCUCAUUGGAAACACUCAACCUUUCCAUCCUCAAAGCCAUGGACUUCACCAAAAAGGUCUACGAGAGAGGAACCAACGUGGAGCAGUUUGUGACCCGUUUCCUGCUGAAGGAAUCGGCCAAUCAGAUCCAGUCUCUCCUGAAUUCGGUGGAAAGCGCAGUGGACGCCAUUGAUGAGCAGCACAGCCAAUCAGGUCAUUUACCUGCCAAAGUGAGUCCACGCGUGUCAGACAAGCGCCAAGAAAACGCCGUCCCUGACUACCCGCCUAACAACAGAGUCAGCGCCAGGGAGGCUGUCAGGACCAUCAACACUGCCUCAGGUGCAGUGGAGGUGAGGAAAGAAGGCCUGGAGGCUCAGAUCAACCGCCUGGCUGAACUGAUCGGACGGCUGGAGAACAAGACGGUCUGGUUUGACCUGCACCAGAGGCUAACAGACACAGAUGGCACCACCAGCGCAUCCUUGCUGCUGAUUCGUCAGGAGAUGGUGGUUUCCCAGAAGAAGCUCGGCGACUUCUGCGAGGCUCUGAAGCAGUACCUGAAGAACGUCUCGGCUCAGAGAGACUGCUUCCAUGUGACCGCGGUGCGCCUGCCGGAUGGUUUGUCCUUCGUCGUCUACGAAUUCUGGGAUGGAGAGGAGGAGUGGAAGAGGCACCUCCAGUCGGCCCCCAACAAAGCCUUUCAGCAUGUGAAGGUGGAUACACUGUGCCAGCCGGAGGCCGUGUCUUCUGUAGCCGUGCCAGCCGCCUGGUGCAGUGUGAACAGGGACUGAGCAUGAAGAUAUUCAACUACACGCCAAGACUCCCGGACACUCCCCACUUGGUCUUUAACCCCUCCCUCCUCCUCUUAAUCCUCGUCCCUUUGCGUC
Salarias fasciatus (jewelled blenny) is the source of this 1438-nucleotide messenger RNA. It is a transcript of the gene necab2, whose product is annotated as N-terminal EF-hand calcium binding protein 2. Gene Ontology annotation, molecular function: calcium ion binding. Gene Ontology annotation, cellular component: cytoplasm. The transcript is spliced from 13 exons. The coding region runs from base 47 to 1342 and encodes 431 amino acids. The record is from RefSeq and is a predicted model, not a curated record. NCBI's taxonomy places the organism in Eukaryota, Metazoa, Chordata, Actinopteri, Blenniiformes, Blenniidae. Gene Ontology annotation, biological process: regulation of amyloid precursor protein biosynthetic process.